AUGUUGAGACGAUCGGUGUUUGUUAGUCCAUUCCCGUCGCCCUUAUCUCGCCAACGCCUCAUUAUAUCCGAUACAAGUGUAACAAUGCCUCCACCAUUAUUACACUACGUCAAUUCAGCAGCCGCUGCUAUCCUCCCUCAUCAUUGCGAACCGUCCUCAUCCUUCUUCGCCGUCGUUUCCUCCUACCUCCAUACGUGCAUCCCGACACCUCUCGCCCUUGUCUCCUCCGUCCUCGGAACAUGCAGCAUUAUCUCAUGGCUCUUCGCCCAACUCCCUCAAAUAUACAAGAACUACCAGAUCAAAUCGACAUCGGGGUUAUCAAUAUACUUCCUGAUCGAAUGGUGUCUGGGUGAUGCGAGCAAUCUCGUGGGCGCACUUCUCACACGGCAGGCGGGUUGGCAGGUUGUGGUUGCGGGUUACUAUGUCUUAGUCGACCUUACCCUUGUUUUCCAGUUCUUUUGGUAUACGUACCAUCAGAAUCGACAGGUUCCAUACGAGAGUAUAACCUAUCCGCGCCACGGUGACGGUGCGGGAGGCGUUUUGGAUGGAGUUUCGGUGAAUGAGGAUAAUUCGGUCCGUCGUUCGACGGCCCGAGAAACUGCUACAAAGAGCUUAGAUACCAAGAGUGCUAAUUACACUGUUGAGGGGGUAUCUCCCUCUUGCUCGUCCAACGGCCACCAAAAUUCAUCCUAUUCCAACGAGAAACGCCGCCCCGUCGUCAAAGCAGGAAACGGGUCUCCUCCUGGCUUCGCAUCUCCUCGCACCCUCCUCAUGGCCUCUAUGUUUUGCGCAGUCGCCGCAAACGCCUCCCCCACCGAAAUCACUCCCGAAACACCAGUCGCCCAAAAAGACUCCCUGGAAAUCAUCGGCCAGGUUAUCUCCUGGAUGUCCACAUUCCUCUACCUCGGCUCCCGCCCUCCGCAACUCUACAAGAACUACUGCCGCAAGAGCACCGCCGGACUCUCCCCUCUCCUCUUCAUGGCGGCCUUUGGCGGUAACCUCUUCUACUCCGCCUCCCUUCUCACAAACCCCUACGCCUGGAACAACUUCCCUCCCUACGGAGGCGGUGGCUGGGCCGAUGCGGAUGGAAGCAACCGCCUCGACUGGAUCAGCCGCUCAACACCGUUCUUCCUCGGUGCUUUUGGCGUACUCUUUUUCGACGGUUUCAUGGGAGUCCAGUUCCUUAUGUACGGAUCCAAGGAUGAUGAAUCAGUAGUGGAAGUUGACGGUGAAGAAAACGACGACCCCAAGGACAGCCGUGGUGCUCGCUGGACUCGAGUCCGGGGCUGGAUGAGAGGCUGGAUCCCCUCUAUUUCUCCGGUCCGUCGGCAGCAACAGCAUGCUCAGGAAAGUCGGGCUUUGUUGGGUGGGGAGUCGGAGAGGUAUGGUGCUGUCUAG
This is a messenger RNA of Aspergillus chevalieri, 1398 nucleotides long. Its product is annotated as PQ-loop repeat-containing protein. Bases 1 to 1398 code for a protein of 465 amino acids. The record is from RefSeq and is a predicted model, not a curated record. NCBI's taxonomy places the organism in Eukaryota, Fungi, Ascomycota, Eurotiomycetes, Eurotiales, Aspergillaceae. The transcript has a single exon.